Molecule: messenger RNA, 3873 nt
Organism: Drosophila rhopaloa
Lineage: Eukaryota; Metazoa; Arthropoda; Insecta; Diptera; Drosophilidae
Exons: 2
Coding region: 1-3873 (1290 amino acids)
Source: RefSeq, a predicted model, not a curated record
AUGUGUCCCACACCGCUAGACGUAUUAAAACAAAAGCGAUCUAACAUACGCAGGAGCAUUUCCCGCAUUGGAGCAGCAGUCGCCAAGACGGAGAAGGUUGAGAAGCCAAAUGCCGCGCUGACGCCAGCCGAACUCACGUGUCGGCUAACUAUUUUGGAGGCCUACUUCAAACAAAUCAUGGCCGUCCAAACCGAAAUCGAGGCACUCGACUCAACCGAGGAACAGCUAAACUACCGGGCCGAGCUGGAAGAUCUGUUCAUCGCUACAAAGGUGACCAUAAAGGAUCAGCUUGGAGACGACGUGCACAAUUCUACGCCGCUCGCCCAAGACACGCUACUCAGGCCUGGACCAACAUCAUCUCUUAAGCUACCAACUCUUGCGCUCCCGACCUUUGCUGGCGAGUACGCGGAAUACAGAAAUUUUAUUACUACGUUCCUGCAAGUUGUAGAUCAGCAGGAAGCGCUAUCGCCGAUCGAGAAGUUUAAUCACCUCAUAAACUGUCUCAGAGGCGCCGCCUUAGAAACCAUCAAGGCGUAUCAAGUCACUCCAGAGAAUUACAGCAAGGCCUUACUUCGCCUAAAGAGCAGGUACGAUAACCCCACCAUCGUAUUCCUGGACAACAUAGCGUCACUCUUCAAAUUGCCAACUGUGACCACCGAAAAUAGUGUACAGUUGCGCAGCCUGGUUGACAACGCAUCAGCGUUGUUUAACUCGUUGCGAUCUUUAGGAUCCGAAGCGCAGAUAGCUCAAACGAUGUUGAUUGCUAUUGUCAUGGAAAAGGUAGAUAAGAGAACCCGGCAGCUCUGGAACGAAUCUCUCACGUUCGCAGCACUACCCUCUUGGAAUGCCUGCCUCUCCUUGAUUGAACGGCACUGCCAACACUUGGAGUCCUCAAUACAUCACAUCGGCAAUCCGAAUACGGCUCAAAAUACAUCCGGCAGAACGCGACAACCGCAAGCUCCACGCAUGGGCCACAGCUUUACGUGCUCCACGCAAGCGUGUCCUAUAUGCUCUGGCAGGGAUCAUCGGAUUUUUAGAUGUUCGCGACUGCAAAACAUGUCGCCUGCCCAACGUCUAGAAGCUGUCCGGACAAAAUCGCUGUGCACAAACUGCCUUGGAAAGGCUCAUCAUCCGUCAAAUUGUCCAUCUUCAAAUAGGUGCAGAAUAUGUUCACGGCUGCAUCACACUAUGCUUCACUUCGAUCCGUCAGGACAGGAAUCCAGGAGUCCUAGGCGGCCAAGUCCGACUAAUGCGCCACCUCAGCACCAUGUCGCUGAGGCCGUCGCUCACGCACACGUGGAUACCCACCACGACCAAAUCAUUCUGGCUACAGCCAUAAUACUAGUGCAGGAUGCUGUGGGCAACUACGUACCAGGACGUGCACUACUGGACUCUUGCUCCCAAGUUAACUUCAUGUCCGAAGACUUCGCUCAACAACUUCGUUUGCCCCGAAGCAAGGGACUUAUCGACAUUCGAAGCAUUGGCGAUUCUUUCACCCGCAUCAAGCAUCGCAUUUCGACCGUUGUAAAGUCACGAUUCGGUGAAGCAGAGUUACCCGUCGAAUGCUGUAUAACCUCGAGAAUCGCCUAUCAACCCGAUGCAGAAAUCGACAUUUCAUCAUGGAGCCUCCCAGACAACGCUCCACUGGCUGAUGAGAGAUUUUAUCAGUCUCGCCAUAUCGACCUUCUUCUUGGCACAGAAACGUUCUUCACCGCUUUGUCUAUUGGCCAAAUCAAGUUGGGUCCCCAUCUCCCCAUGUUGCAAAAGACGAUCUUUGGAUGGGUAGUAUCAGGGCGUACCGGCAAUCAAGGCCAUGCCGCCCAAGCCCAUAGUUUCCUUUCAUCAGAGGAUUCAAUAAACCUGAACCUGGAGCGCUUAUGGCGCAUAGAGGAAGUUUCUACUACGCCAUUAACACUUACUCCACCGCAAGCUAAAUGCGAAUCGAUCUUCCAAAAAUCUGUCUGUCAGGUAGCGGAUGGAAGACUGAUGGUUCAACUGCCCUUCAAGGAUGACCCUAAUCUGUUGGGAAGGUCUCUUGAAACAGCACGGCUAAGAUUUGCAUCGUUGGAACGUCGCUUAAGCCGAAACGCGAAUUUGCGAGCCGAAUACACGAAUUUUAUGGAAGAAUAUGAGCGCUUGGGUCACAUGGAAUUAGUAACCAGCCCACUCCUCAACGAACCCCACUACUACAUACCACACCACUGCGUGUUUAAACUCAACAGCACGUCAACUAAGCUAAGGGUAGUCUUUGACGCCUCGUGCCCAACAAGCACCUACAAGUCCUUAAACGACAUCCUUCUAGUUGGACCCACGAUUCAACCAGACUUGUUUACAAUCUUACUAAGGUUCCGGACUCAUCGUUAUGUACUAACUGCUGACGUCGUCAAGAUGUACCGGCAGGUAUUAAUUGAUCCAUCGCAUCGUAAAUUUCAGUACAUCUUAUGGAGAAGCUCCAACGACCAGGAGAUUCGCACAUACCAGCUGAACACCGUUACUUACGGCACCGCAUCAGCGCCGUAUCUAGCAAUUCGCAGCCUGUCUCACCUCGCCAAUCAACAUGCAAGUUCACAUCAAAUUGGAGCAGAAGCCAUAAAAUCGUGUUUCUAUGUGGAUGACUUUCUCGGUGGAGCAAAUAAGCUAGAUCAAUUGAACCAGAUUCAAACCGAAGUCAUCGCUAUCCUCACGGCCGGCAAGAUGGAACUGGCAAAAUGGCACUCCAACCAUCAGGAUUUCGUCAAUGAUACAACGGUCAAGGAGCUAAAUCUCGACGACUACGCUACGACAAGCACAUUGGGACUGAAGUGGGACCAACGAGAAGACAUCUUCAAAUUCUCAUUUAACUGCAGCACAGCUCCGGAAAGUAUCACAAAGCGAACCAUUCUCUCGGUGGCCUCAUCCCUCUUCGAUCCGCUGGGACUUGUCUCGCCAGUUAUUAUGGUGGCAAAAAUCCUUCUACAGGAAAUUUGGCUUCUUAGAUUGCAUUGGGAUGAAUCAGUGCCAAUGACACUCCAACAAGCGUGGCUAUCGUUCGUGUCGUCGCUACAGCAUUUGGACUCUCUGCUCAUCCCACGUUUCUGCCUGCAGCCCCAUUCAGAUGAGCUCCAACUUCACGGCUUCAGCUCGCGUGUGGCACCAACGAAGAAGAAGACGCUGCCGCAGCUCGAGCUCUGUGGAGCGCAUCUUCUAGCACGACUCUACAACCAGAUAAAGACAGCCUUUCUACAACACACGCCCGAGACGUUUCUGUGGACAGAUUCACAGCUGGUGUUGCAUUGGAUUCGACAACAUUCUGCAACACUUUCUACGUUUGUCGGCAACCGGAUAUCCGAUAUCCAAGAAUUCACUCCAGACUGUCAAUGGAGGUUCGUUCCGACACGGCACAACCCAGCUGACAUGAUCUCCAGAGGAUGCAACCUUUCAGAACUCACCAACUCAACAUGGUUCCACGGACCUACAUUUCUAUCAAAUCUGCCGACAUCAUGGCCACCUAAUGUACACGGCAAUCUGGACAUGGAUGUCGUAUUUUCAGAAAAACGCAAAUCAGCAUUCCUUGCAUCGACAUCGACUUCCAGAAAUAGAGUCUUGGAAGCCCUCCACAACAAGGAAUCACACCAGUCUGGCCUAAGAUUGGUAGCAUGGAUGCUUCGAUUUUGCGACCGAUGUCGGAAGAAAAACCCCUUCACUACGAGGUCACUUUCCCCACUGGAACUGCGAAGGGCCAUGCUUUGCGUCGCAUGGAACCUACAACAGCGAUAUUUCAUCGAGGAAAUAACUCUCUUGCAAAAAGGCGCGCCGGUUCGUAGCCAUCUUAAAUUCUUAUCGCCCUUCUUGCAGAUCACAGAUGGAUUCAACCUACUUCUCGUCGGAGGAUGA